AGGAUCGUUAGUACUAAAGAUUCUGCACUCCUCCUUAACUCUCACACACACAAAAAUAAUUCCUUCCUCCCUCGCCCUGUAAGUGUAUACUCGUCAGACGUCAUGAUACGUCAUCAGAAGUGUCCACUUCAUUUGAGGGCUGAGGGGAUAGGGUGUGUCUUUUAAGUGUUUGGACUGCAACAACACAGAACUCCCCGAUCGUUUUUUCCAUCAUGGCUCCAUCCGCAGACAGGCUGGGAUACUGGGGGCGGCCAACCUCAACGCUAGAUUGGUGUGAGGAUAAUUAUGUCGUCUCUUUCUACAUCGCAGAAUUCUGGAACACUGUCAGCAACCUGAUUAUGAUCCUGCCUCCCAUCUACGGUGCCAUCCAGACGUAUAAAGAUGGCCUAGAGUUCCGCUACGUCUACUCUUUUCUGGGACUGGCAGCUGUUGGCAUUGGUUCCUGGUGCUUCCAUAUGACGCUGCAAUAUGAGAUGCAGUUGCUGGAUGAGCUGCCAAUGAUCUACAGCACCUGUGUCUUUGUCUACUGUCUAUAUGAAUGCUUCAAGCAAGAAAACACUCUGAGUUUAUUUCCUAUCACAUUGUUAUUGUUCUUCAGUGUCUCAGUCAGUGUGGUGUAUUUACAAUGGAAAGAGCCAGUAUUUCACCAGGUCAUGUAUGGUGCGCUUGUAGCCUGCUUGGUGAUGCGUUCUAUCUUCAUAGUUACAUGGGUGUACCCCUGGCUCAAACCUAUGUGUUACAUCUCCCUGAGUGUCUUCCUGCUGGGGUUCCUGUUGUGGAACAUUGAUAAUCUGGCAUGUGACUCACUCAGAUCCACCAGACAGAGAUUGCCCCCUGUUGUUGGGGCGGUGACACAGUUCCAUGCCUGGUGGCACAUCCUCACAGGCCUGGGCUCCUACCUACACAUACUCUUCAGCCUCCAGAUACGGUCAAUCUACCUCAAACACAGACCAAAAGUAAAGUUUAUAUGUGGAGUGUGGCCCAUGUUGCACAUGGAGGCUCAGAAGACAAGCUGAGUGGCUGGGGACCAUGAAGGAGGGUGACUACCAUACAACAGGCAUCAGCAAAGGGACCUGACCUGCCAGUCUGCCAACUCCCCCUCUGCUGUCUCUGGGACACAUACUGUACACCCCACUACCAGAGGUCUGGCAACCUACCACUCCAGGGACCCUUUUGUUUAGCACUGUGUGGAUUUGCCAAGUACAGCAUAGCGUUGAGUGUUGAUAUGGAAUGGAAUGAUUUUUCUCUUUCAUCGAUCACAAUCGGAUUUUCAUGGUGAUGUUGUAGUGUUUUUGUUUUUAAGUUCUCAAACAUUUUGAAUGCAUUAAUGUACAUACAGUAUAGUAUGUCGAUGCAGAUAUGAUAUGUAGCUGCCCUGCCCGAACAUGGAUAUUUUCUGGAAUAUGAUUAAGAAAAAAGGCAGUAGUCAUAAAAACACAUGUAAAUUAUAUUAGUGUAUGUAUUAUAACAUUCAAUAUAAUACUUUAGCAUAUUCACAAGCCA
Salvelinus sp. IW2-2015 is the source of this 1503-nucleotide messenger RNA. Its product is annotated as alkaline ceramidase 3. The record is from RefSeq and is a predicted model, not a curated record. Lineage: Eukaryota; Metazoa; Chordata; Actinopteri; Salmoniformes; Salmonidae. Gene Ontology annotation, cellular component: endoplasmic reticulum membrane. Gene Ontology annotation, biological process: ceramide metabolic process; phytosphingosine biosynthetic process.